GCUCAGUUGCCCGCGCCACUCAAAUAUGGAAUACGCGCGCGAACGGUGGUGUAAGCCAAGUGUAAACUUACUAAACUAACUCGAAAAUUCCCAACAUCAACAAUUGUGUUUCAAAAUUUGUCCAGGAUAAAAUGGAAAAAGUGCCACUGUGUGUUUGUUGUUUUUAAAGAUACGAUUAACAGUGUCAAUGUAUAUGAUAUGAUGUGACUGAGUUUUAUUUAAUUUUAUUGUGAUUUAGACUAUAUAAAUUAUGUAAUUAUGAGAUUUUCUGAUUACGUAAAAAUGAAGUUUUUGGCGUUCAUUGCGUUGUGUGCAAUAACAUCAGCACAUGAUAUAUCGCAGCUAAAGGUGCCAUUGUACGCCGACCCCCGUCGCGCUGCGGAACUCAGCUGCCACUUCAAGAUGGAUGAACAGAAACUCCAUUCUGUCAAGUGGUACCGCGACACUAACGAGAUAUUCAGAUAUAAUCCAACACAGCAGCCUUCAAUCCGUCUCUUCAACAUAUCAGACGUGAUGGUGCAAGGCGGCGAAUGUCAACCAGACUACUGCGUGGUGAGGGUUAUGCCCCCUCCCAUUUCUACCAGGGCAGCAUACACCUGUGAGGUGUCGACAGAGGGCCCGAGGUUCCAGAUAGCGAGGAAGACGAAACAUAUGACUGUUGUUGCUAUGCCACAGGCGGAUCCCGUGAUAAUCGGAGCGCCGAAAGUGUUGAAACCUGGGGAGCAAGUGUUCCUGAACUGCACGUCCGAUUUCUCCUUGCCACCCUCAGAUAUUAAUUGGUACAUCGACGAGGAGCUACAAAAGCCCGAAGCAUGGCAGAAGACUGAAGUGACGGGCCACCAGCCUGGCGGGCUGCGGCGCUCAUGGCGCGUAUUACGCGUGCGCGUACCCCCCACCGCGAGUGGGUCGAUGCGCGUGCGAUGCGAGUCCAUACUCCUAGUGGAACCGCCCGUGGUGAAGGAUACGAGCACCGUCAUCACUAUACACUCGCUCACGCAGCUCUCUAAAUAUGUGUCUAAUAAUAGUGGUACAAAACUAGUCAAUCCAGGCGUGUUAAUAGCGACAGUUAUAUUAUUGACUUACAUUGAAAUAUCAAGAUUGACGAGCUUAUGAGAUUCGGUGUGAAAUAUUGUUUGGUGAUAUUAGUUUUAAGUGUAGAUAAAUAUUUGGAACGGCCUGUAUAAACAUACAAAAAAUGUAACUAUGUAUACAUAACAUGCGGAAACAGGUUUGGUUUGCUCCUUAACACAGAAAACUCCAUCAUUAAGAUGAAUUAAGAAAACCAUGAAAAUCAUUAAUUGAUAUGAUGAUAGAAAUUCAUUACUUUUUUGUACCAGACUGAAUUUGAUUCAUUAUAAUCUUUAACUAAGUUGCCUAAGUUAUUAAAAAAUAUGUAAAAUAACUUACUUUUUUUUGUAAUUUGGUUAUUGUCAUAUAAAACAGUGUCAUUGUAUAUACCUAUAGACAAUUUUACACCUGUAUUAUAACUUUUGUAAAGUGAAUACAAAAACAAUAUUGUAUCUAUAAUUUAGGAGAAAUAAUAUAAAAUUAAUAUUAUGUUGACGUUUAAACAUCACAGUUAUAAAAGCCAUAAAAUGUACGAAAUAUGUUUGUAUCAUAAACACGUUCCGAAACAAAAAUAAUCUACUAAAAGGCUUUCGACUAAAAAACUGAAGAAAGAUGUCGCUAAGAUGGCUAGAAUAAGUCAGUAGAAAAAUCUAAAAAGAAAUAAAAAGUAAAUAAUAAAUAUACCCAUAGACCUCAUUCAUGAUGUAUCGCGAAAAAAAUAAUUAUUUUUUGUACGUUUCUGAAACGUUAAUGAAAUCAUUAAAAAUGUAUAAAGUGAAUUUGUUGAUAAGUUGAUAGAUACCUAAAUAUUAAAAUAAAGAUAAGUUAUUUAAAACAGAUGUUGUUUUGAAAUAAUAGUUAUUUAUUUAAAAUGAA
Messenger RNA from Helicoverpa zea (corn earworm), 1944 nucleotides. RefSeq lists its product as uncharacterized. Bases 259 to 1113 code for a protein of 284 amino acids. The transcript has 6 exons. NCBI's taxonomy places the organism in Eukaryota, Metazoa, Arthropoda, Insecta, Lepidoptera, Noctuidae. The record is from RefSeq and is a predicted model, not a curated record.